UACUCAGCUGCAGUAGCAGUUAGACGAGGUGUGACAUGCCGUUGUCCUUUCGCUCCUCCUCAGUGUCAGCCCUGCGUGUCUCCUAGCAGCUCUGUCUGAAACGUCAGGAGGAGGGAAAACCAACUAUCCAUCUCUACCUCCCUCCCUCCUCCCAGCUGCCCUCUCCUGCUGCACAUACAUGGCCCAUGACUGCAAGGGAGGGAGGUGGGAGGAGAGUGAGCCAGAGAGAGAGAGAGAGAGAGAAGCAAUCUGGCAGGCACAUGGCCAGUGAAUGAGAACUUGCUCUCAGCACACAGUCUCACUGGAUUUGAGCAAACGACCAAAGCUGUGUGAUGGCUGAGGCUGAACUUCAUAAAGAGAGGCUCCAGGCCCUGGCGGAGAAACGAAAAAGACAAACAGAGAUUGAGGAUAAAAGAAGACAGUUAGAUGAUCUUGUUCUGCAACUUCAACAUCUUAAGUCCAAAGCCAUGAGAGAGAGGUGGCUUCUACAAGGUACUCCAACGGGGCCUGAUGAGGAAGAUGAGGGACGCAGGAAACAGGUUGAGCAGGAUGAGCUACAUGCCAAGAAACUAGAAGACUCCAUUCAGAGACUGGAAUCUGAAAUCAUUCUGCUCGAGAAUGAAGAAUCGCAAAUAUCAGCCAAAGAGCAAGUGCUCAGAGAGAGACUUCGUGAAACAGAGAGCUCUAUUGAAGACCUACAGAAAAGUCUGCAGAACCAAGAUGGAGAUGCAGUGAAUCCAACCUGUUCCCAGAUCCCCAAGCUCUCAGGGUUGAACACCCAAAUGCUCUCCUCUGCGUCGGGGGAUCGCCAACACUCAAGAAAACCUGCAUUAUACGCCAUGGAGAUCAGCGUUGAAAAGGACCACAAGACGGGCGACACCAAGAUCUUGUCCACUUCACGUAUCAGCCCUGAGGAUGCCUACCAACGUGGCGUCAAGGUCUACGAAGAUGGGCGUAAGGUGAUCUACGAGGUACAUUCUGGGAGUUCCACCACAGUGGAGAACGGUGUGCACCCCUGGAGCUCAGAUGAGGUGGAGGAACUGAUACAGCGUGUGGGUCAUGCGCGCCACAGACCCGAUGGUACCCGUGUCACAAUCACACCAGGCGAGUCUGGGGUCAGGGAGCAGAGCAUAAUACCUUCAGAACUGGAGGUGGUACAAGAACAGCAAAGUUAUGAGGGUGAAAUGAAGAUAGAACAACGGCUUGAAGGCCACAGAGAAGAUCCGCAAGUACGCCAAAGCUUCGAGGGUGAGGUGAUGGAGGCACCUGAGGCCACAGCCGACAAGCCCGUCACUAUGAUUUUCAUGGGCUACCACAGUGUGGACGAUGACGAGGAGACUAAGAAGAUGCUGGGCUUCGAUGGCACCGUCAAAGCCGAGAUUGUCCUGAUCGAUGAGGAUGAUGAGAAGUCUUUGCGUGAGAAGACUGUCACAGAUGUCUCAACCGUGGACGGCAACGCCGCUGACCUCGUCUCAGGUCGGCCGGUGUCUGAGGCCACCGAACUUUCGUCCGAGGGCCAAGAUGAAAGUUCCGCCAAGAAGCCGCCGCCCACAGGUAGUGAGAAAGCUCGCUGUGUAUUGCUGACAGCAGAGCACGGCCUUUUCCCAGGAGUGCCUGCAAAAUCAUCAUACACCCAACCGAAAUCUUGCCAGCUCAAAGAGGAUGACACUGAACUAAAGAGCAGAAGGACCUCAGAGAAGAGCCUGAAGAGUGUCAGUUUCUUAGACCCAGUCAGUGUUAUAAGUGGAGGUAAGACUGACAUGGAGGUUGAGGUGCAAAGCAAAAGCCAGCUUAAUCAUGCAUCAAAUGGCCAGAAUGGUGUGAAGCACAAAGGAGAAGUGAUGGAUGAAGGAGAAGUUGCCCAGGAAAUACGUUAUCUCGACGAGGUGCUUGAGGCCAACUGUUGUGACACUGGAGCUGAGAUGACUUCAAAUGGAACUUAUUCCCCUGUGUUCCAAGCAAUAUAUGUUGAUGGAAAUGGGCCAUCUGUUCACAUUUCUGAUGCAUCAUCCUCAAUAGGUCAUGCAGUAGUUGUAGAAGGAAAACAACAGACCACCUAUGUUGAAGACAGUCUGAACAGUUCCAAACCAAAUGGUCAUCCAGGAAUAAUAGGUGAUGACUACAAUAGGUCACCUGAUAAUGAUACAGUCAAGAAUGAGGCCCGAUUUGAACUUCGUCCUUUCUAUGAAGAGAAAAAGCCAUCCAAGCUUUUUGAUACCCCAACAGAGAAAGAAAUAAGGGUGAAAAAGGUCAGGCCUUCAGAGGAGAUUGCAGAGCUGGAGAGAGAGCGCUUGGAGCUCAUUCGCGACCAAGCAGUCAAGAAAAAUCCAGGAAUUGCAGCAAAGUGGUGGAACCCACCACAAGAAAAGACACUGGAGGAGGAGUUGGACCCAGAAAAAUUAGAGUCACUAAGAAGAUAUGAAGAGAGAAAGCAGAAGAGACCUGAAGCAAACCGAGUACAACAGCCGUCCCCUAAACAGACAGUCUCCUUUUUCCAGCCUGAAAUGGGAAAUAAGGAGGACAUUGUGGUUCAAGGGAUUGAUUUUUCUGCAGCUCGCCAACAGUUCCUUCAGAUGGAGCACAGUAAGCACCAACAGCAACAGCCAGCCACAAAAAGAAGUGUGUCUCCCCAGAUAUACUCUGCCAAACCGUUCUCCAGGGCCUCUGAUAUUGAUAGGUCAAGCAGCUCUAUAACAGUCACCAGCCAUGGUAGAGUCACCCUGGAAGAUGGUGGUGAAAUGAACCAUGUAAAAACUGAAAGGGUUUUUUGCAGUUCUGGAGAUUCUCCCAUACAAAGCAGGGACAGUAUGUCUGACACUGAAGUGAAAAAUGAUGACUUUACCUGUGCCCGAGCAGUGAUGACCAUCCUCAAGGAUGAAGACUAUGAAUUGCACCACCAAUCCAUUAACAGUUCCUCUCAUCCUGAGGAGAUAGACUCUGGAUUGGAUGACCUAUCUCUUAGAUCUCAGGAUACCACUAUGCUCGAGACCUUGUCCAAUGAUUUCAGCAUGGAUAACAUAAGUGAGAGUGGUGCCUCCAAUGAGAUCAUAAGCGCCGCCUUGGAGAAUUCCUUUGGUGACUACUCUUUCCCCUCUACCCCACUGGCCACAACACCUAUUAAUGGGAAAGUGGAGGGCAGCACCAAAUCACCAAGUUGCACCUAUCAAACAGACAGCUUGACAGAGGAGGAACUUGAAUAUCAUGCAGGUAUCUUGGUCCAAAAUGCCAUCCAGCAAGCUAUUGCACAUCAGACAAACAAAUGGGAACCACUCCAGGCUAUGCAGCAGUCCUCCCCAAUCCCAGAGCGACAAGAAGAGACUUCAGAACCUUCACCACCAACACCUGCGGAGAAAUAUCCUUACAUGCCACCUGAUACAGAGCCAUACCCUGUGGAAGAAAAGAAAAUCAUAGCUUCUACAACUACUGUACAGGUGCCUACAGCUCAAGCAACUUCAGUUAUAACGGUGAAUGCUUACAGGCCCCCAAGUCCUUCUCCUCCACCAAGUGAGAAGCCAGAUUUCAGCUAUUUCAGUAAGUACUCAGAGGCAGCAGAGCUCCGAAGCACAGCAUCUGUGACUCCUGCACAAGGCACAGAAGUCACCUCAGGGCCUUUCAAACUGCGUUCACGCAAGCAGAGGACUCUGUCCAUGAUUGAGGAAGAGAUCCGGGCUGCCCAGGAACGGGAGGAAGAGCUUCGCCGGGAACGACAAGCCCAGAUUUUGCGUCCCAUAAUUAAUCCCAUUCACAAACAAAAGACCAACAGCCUUCCAGCCAAAUUAGUCCUUGGUGGGAAGACAGCUCCUGGUAAAAUUGAAAAGAUCCGUGUUGCCCCGCCAGUAUCUCCAGCUUCUUCUGAAGGUGCACUCCCAUCCCCUCUUUCUGAUCUGGGGAGUGAUGACUCAGGCGGAAGCCAGCGGCCUAAAAACUUCAUGCAGACCCUAAUGGAAGAUUAUGAGACACACAAAGUCAGGCGUCGGGAGAAGGCUGACGACAACAGUUAUGUGCGUCUAUUGCUCGCUAAAGAUGUUACAUCUGAGGUUCUAGAGGCGACGCGAGUCACCCGCAGGAAAAGUAACAUGGCUCUGCGAUGGGAGGCAGGAAUCUAUGCCAACCAGGAAGAAGCUGAGGAGGAAGAGGAGGAAGAGGAGGAAGAGUAAAGCCAGCUCCCUAUUUAAACAACAGGAAGAGUGAGAGAAAACCAAAAGUAUGUUGGAGAAAUUCACAAGUAUUUAUGCUGAGUAUAUGUAUAUUGCAGGAACAAUUAAUAAUUGGAUCUCCAAAUGAUCACCACAGAAGAUCAUCCAGUCAUGUGGUGAGAUCUGUGGAAAGGUUCUCACUAAAAACUCAAUGCGAUGGCAAUUUGGUAUCCAAAUAUAUUAUUGUGCUUUCUGUCUCUCUUCUGUCUCUCAAGCUUUUUUCAGUUGAUGUGUGCAGUACUUUGGGACAUGUGCAAAGAAAAUGCUUGUUUUCAUUUUUGGAUUGCUUUCUCUUUUUUUAUGGUUGGGUAUAUAAAUUGGCUUUGAAUUGAUCAUGCCAAGUGAUCCAUGUGUGCGUUUUCAAGUGGUUCAAGAGAGAUUAUGUAUGAAGAUUUGUCAGAGGGUGAUGUGAAGUAUUUCUAUACAUUUAAAAAUACAUUUUGUAUUCAAAUGGGAGCACUUGAUUAAGAUGAAACAAAAAUGGUGUUUGUUGUGUGAAAUUUUAAUGAGGAUUCCCAUGUUAAGUAAGCAUUUCAGGUAGAAUGGGUUAUACCAGUUCCAGUCCUUGUUAAGCCUAAGGAUUUGAUUUACGAAUAUACGGUCACAAAUGCAGUUUAUGUUAUUUAUAUUACAGUAAAGUAGCACAACAUACAUAUUCUAUAGCACAAUAGGUCCAAUUGUUGUACAAAUAAUUAGAUCCUGUACAUAAUUAACAAUAUUAGAUUAAAAAUCCACUGAAAAUGAAACACUGCAGUGGGAAUCUUUUAGAGACAGAAAAUGUAAGUAGGGCACAGAAUGGUUUGGCUUGAAGACUUGUUUAAAAACUUGUAGCUGAACAAAAGUAGUAUUGUCCAGGUUUGUAAAUGCACAAUGUAUUCAGUCAGUCAACUAUUACGUUAACACUGAAAAAUAAUAAAUAUGGCAAUUCAUUGCUAAAGCUGCUUUUUAGCAGCCAGCCCAGACAGAAAACAGAUAAAGGAAUAAGAGCUGGGGUACCAUUACACCAUGGUAAACUGCAACCUAAACCACAAAGUGCAUGUGAACUGCAUAUACUGUUUCAGUUUUCAUGAAUUUUUCCCUUUAACCAACUUACUUUUGUAUUGUGUGACUGGACACAACAAUCUUAUACUAUGUAUGUGAUCAUGUGUGAUAGAAUGUAUGUAAGAUAUAUUGAAUGAGUACAGCCAGGGUUGCCAGAUUGAGAUAAAUACAGCCACCAACAUUGUUGUUUACAACACAUCUCAACCAUCUGCUGGAUUAUUUUUGUUUGUUUGUUUUUUUUACAAAACGCCAAUAAUGAAUGAAAUUCCCCAAUCUGGCAACACUGAGUGAGUACAGUGUGCUGUGCACCAUAUACAAGAGUGAUGUAGGAUUUCAGCUUGUGUAAAUGAACAGGACAUGUCAGGCCAUGAUAUGGAAAUAGCAAUACAGGUGUUUAGAAGCACCAUCAAUGAAAAAUGAAUUCCUUACACUAAAUCCCUCUCUCUGGAGUUUUAUAGUAAGUAAAGGCUUUAUUAGUGAGCUAUAUGAACCGUUUCUCUUUUAUACUGUGUGUUUGCCUUGUUUUAGUGGAUUUGAUUAGAAUGUGUAAAUGCAAUGCAGUGAAAAAGUGUUAUAUGAAUGCUUUGUAUAUAAUUAUAAACAUAUGAAAGUGGGGAUUGAUGUUUCUUAACCGAAAAACACCAGCAUAUUAGAAAAGCAAAGUCAGAUUUGACAUCCAUCCAGGCUGAUGGUGGGUACGGACACACCGUCAAUAAGGAAGAAUUCAUUCCGGAGAACAAAACAGCAACAUCCUUUGGCAAACGUUCUUGAGAUGCUUUUCUUGACAUUAGUUUUGGGGUCUUAUUCCACCCACAAGGAAUAAAGCUAUGGAUUUUACACCUGAAAGGAUAUAUAUUACAAGAACACUCAUUCAGUAGACUUUCACAAAAGCUUUUUCCAUAAUUUUUUUUUUUUUUUUUUUUUUUACAUACUUAUAGUGUAAUACGUGAAAAUGCAGUAUUUAAUACACAUCUGUCCUGAUGUUAGGCACAACUGUGAGUGCAAAACCACCAUUUUCUUUAAGAUUGCGCCCUGUGAUGUGAAGAGGAAAGACAAGACAAGAGAAAAAUCUGUACUGAAAUGAUAUUGUUGAUUCAAUGGUAACAAGUUUCAAAGCGUUGCAUUUGAUGAAAAUCUGGAAAAGAUGUUUUUGCAGGAACUUCUCGUAGACCAAAGGUCUUCAGUGUUGUAUCAUGAUAUUAUAACCAUACUGGAACAAUCUAUGACAGGGACCUUCAAUGUCUUCAAUAUCUUCAAUUAUCAUCUUUGUAGCUGUAGGCUUUCAUUCCAACCAACAGGAGCCACACCUGAUUUCACUUGUCUAAUCAGUUCACCUUGGUCACCCUUCAACUAUCCAGUGUGCCUCCAAUUUGUCUGUAAUGAAAGCCUUCAGCCACAUCUAUAACAUUGAAGAUCCCUGUCAUAGAUUGUUCUCGUAUGGUUAUAAUAUCAUGAUAGGACUGAUGAUUUUUAGACUGUGUGCUAUAGUAGUCUGUCUGGAUCUGACAGUAAGCAAUGAAUCUAGAACAUCAUACCUAUUGAAAGACAUGUUUCAUAUUCAGAUAUUUCAGUGUGCUAUAUGACCUGAUUAGUAGGCAUAUGUUUUGAAUAAUAUAAGAGAGAAAUAUUUUUCUUUGUGCAGUGAACUAUUUACAGUGUAUCUAUGAAUGGGACAUAGUUUUAUGAAGGCUGGUGUUUUAUUACCAUGUAUGUGCAUUUCUGCAAGGUAUAACCUUUUGUGUGAGAGAGAAUGUGCGCAUGUGUGCUUGUGAGCAUGGAUGUGUGUCUGACUAAGCAAUUUUUAGAUUUACAGAAAUAUAUGUAAGUCUCCAGGACAUCCUGUUCAUCCUCAGUAGCAACUUGUGUGCUAAAUAAUUGCCAUAUAUACAUGUAAGCAGUUUUGAGUAGGUAAAUGAAAUUCAUAAAUAAGUGUUUUUCAAGCCUUCAUUUGGAUUGGGUUGAAGCUUGGAUUUUCCAAAGAAGUGUGUUCUCCAAAAAAUCUGCAAACAAAGGAGCCUUUGCUUUAUUAUGACCUGAAGCUAAGUUAUGUAAAAAGUGUAGUGUAGUAGAAAAGAGGGCAUCAGAGAAAACCUCAAAUUAGCAGACAAGCUCUCUAAGACGUAAAAUUAUUAGCAAUGAUUUUGGUUGUUAUUUGACUUUGUUCAUGCAUGAUAUUUAUAUUGGGGGAGGUUAUAAAAUCAUCUGAUCAGCCAGAAGUGCAGGAAAUUUCUCUGAAAUUGUUAGAAGUCCUCCUCAGUAGACAGGUGCAGAUAGUUCAGACAGUACCUAUAGAUUUAAAAUGACACCCACUGAAAUGUUUUUUUUUGUUUUUUUUGGGGGGGGGGGGGUUGUUUUGUUUUUUUUAAUAAGUUCAUACAAUGUUGCUCUGUUUUUGCGAAUAUUCUCUUCGAAAAUUGGAAGCCAUUUAUUUUUGCAAGUACCAUUUCACUCUUUUUUUUCCCUUAUGAAGUGGCAAAGCGCUCAUGUUUUAAAAAAAAAAAAAAAAAAACAAACCAAAAAAAAACUCUUAAUUUGUUAACCACUUAUUGUAUGUUAAUAUAUUCUGCUUAUGUUGUUUUAUAGUAAUUGUAAGGCUUACACUUAAACGCAUAUAUAAUUAUUUUCUCAUUAAAAACAAAAUGCAUAAACAUGG
Molecule: messenger RNA, 7890 nt
Organism: Ictalurus punctatus (channel catfish)
Lineage: Eukaryota; Metazoa; Chordata; Actinopteri; Siluriformes; Ictaluridae
Gene: palm2akap2
Product: PALM2 and AKAP2 fusion
Exons: 13
Coding region: 333-4157 (1274 amino acids)
Biological process (GO): regulation of cell shape
Cellular component (GO): membrane
Source: RefSeq, a predicted model, not a curated record